Molecule: messenger RNA, 3076 nt
Organism: Tetranychus urticae (two-spotted spider mite)
Lineage: Eukaryota; Metazoa; Arthropoda; Arachnida; Trombidiformes; Tetranychidae
Source: RefSeq, a predicted model, not a curated record
UCAAGUGAGUGUUUAAGUUGUUAACGGGUUAUAGUUACAUUUUAAUCUUUAUAAUUAAUCCUUGAUAGCAAUAUAAUUAUUUUAGGCACUCUUCAAAUCAGACUCGACAUAUUUUUUUCAAGCCAGUCUAUCAAGUAACAGCAAUUAUCAAAACACCAAUUGUAACAUUCAACCUAUUUAUUAAUGUAAACCUGUAACAUGAUUUUAAAUGUUUCAAUUAUUUCAAUUUUGAUUCUAGUUUUAAUUGUACCAUCAUCGGCCAACGUUUGCAAUUUCAUAGGAUACGCUUGUUCAUUGAACAAUAUCAACUCUUCAUACUUUACCCAAUUAGAUUACCUUCAUGAUUCAGAAAUAGGAGAUUCAUGGCUACUAAAAAAUAACCAAUCUCCAGUUGUUUCCGGGCGAUUGGUCAGUGAUCUACUCAUCCCACCUUAUGGUCCUUCACCACAUUGUUUGAUGAUACGUUAUGCAAUUACUGGAGAAGCUUUGAUUAGUUUAAUAGUUAUAACACAAUCAGAUGACUAUGAAGUCAGAUUUUGUUAUAUAUCGGAGGAUUUUGAUGGUGAUGUCAAGAAAAUUUCUGUUCCUUUUUCAAUGUACUCUCACACUCGUAUAACCAUUGACAUAUCAAUGUCUAGUUAUGUCAAUAGUGCCUUUUAUUUAGAGUCAUUUUGGGUUGUAAGAGAUGAUUGUUAUCCCGGAUUCAAAGAGCGAAUGGAUCCAUGUCCAGAAUACAUAGAGCCAGAAGACAACGGAGGAUUAACUAUAAUUGCAACAGGUCCUCAAGAAUCCAUAGUUGAAAUGAAAUCUUUACACAACAAUGAUACAACUUAUCAAUGGAACGGCAAUGUAACAACUCAAUUAAACAACUCAACUAAUUCCAGCGAUACAGUCAACAGCCAAAUGCCUUCUAAAAUUUAUCCAUCGAUUCCAUUAAUAUCUAAAAAGGAUAAUGUUUCAACAAUCUCAUCAUUGACUUUGGACACCAACAAUUCAAAAAGUGAAACAAGAAGCGAAAACAGAAGUAAAUAUAUAACUACAAAAAAUAAUGUAACGAUUCAGCUAUUGGAGCCGCUGAAUCUAAAUGAAACAAUUGUACAAGACUUUGAUAAAGAAAGGAAAAUUAAGGAAAUUGAAGCAAAUCAGACAAAAAAAGCUAACAGUGAUCGAGUAAAUGUGACGCUAGCCAUCAAUCCAUCAAUUGGAAAUUACUCUGGAAAUGUCACUGGAAUGGACACAGAAACUACCGAUUCAAAUGAUACGUUGUUUAGCAGUUUUUUGCCGUUUAUAACUACUGAAUCAUGGAGAUCAGAAAUGAUGGUUUCCAACUCAUCCAAUGAAACGAGUGAGUUUUUGGAAGGUAAAAUGAGUCCGAGCGAUAACAAAACAAACAUAAUUGACUCGCGUUUGGGGCAGUCAACACUCCCUCCAACUCAGAAACAAAUGCUUACUUUUGCACAAAGCAAUUCUUCAGCAGUCGCGGGUAAUAUUACAGCUGCUUCAACCACAUCUACUGAAUACUCUAAAAAUAUUCUUGAUGGGAUUAAAGAAGCACGCAAUGGAACCAAAGUCUCUGUAAAACCGACACUCAAUGAGACAGCUGGUGUCCUAAGUGAGACUGAAAGUAGUUAUAAUGGUACUAGAAGCACUAUUGUGGUCACAGAAGUGAGUGUAAAUCGCUUUACUCCUCUUUCUGCAACAGAAAUAACGAAACUUGAUUUUGCCAACUCAUCAUCUUCCACACAAGAUACUGGGAAAGCUGUUUAUGCGAAAUCUACUCAGAUUGGAAACUUUGUUAAUGAGUCCAUGAAUUAUAAUUCAAGCAGCAAUAAUCAAUUUACUGAGGUUACAAGUACACCAAUGAUGCAGCUUGGUGCAAAUGUUUCAACCAAAAAAUAUCCAUCUUCUGAGUAUUCCAUUAAUGGAAAUCAAUCGACCAACGAUACAACACAAUCCACUGGGAGCACAAACAAACCAACAUUAUUGACUGAAGGAAUAAGAAAUACCAUCAACUUUACUACCCAAAUGUCAACAAAAGUCACAGUAGAUCCGAAUCAAGAUAAAUCCAAUUUUACAACGGAUAACAAAAGUCGAAACACUACGGAAUUGACGCCAGGAACUCCAACUUCACUCCAACACCAGAAUAAUACUGCAGUUAUGCUUUCUGCUAAAGUUAAUUCAACAAUUUCAAGUGUAAAAUAUACUUUUUCUGAUUAUUCCACUCAUGAAAACCAAUCAACUACAGUUAAUACAACAGAGGUACUAAAUGUUAAAAGCCAGAAUAAUCAUGAAGGUAUAAAUACCACGGAAUUGAUACCAGGAAUUCAAACUCCACUUCAACUCCAGAAUGGUACUAAUGUUACAUUGGUGGUUUCUAAUACAUCGCUUUCAACAGCUUAUUCCGCAAACCAAACAGUUACAGUUACACAAAAAACAUCACUGAUUCCAGGAGUUUUUAACUACACCAACUCCACCACCACAAUAUCAUCAAUACCUGAAUACUCACCUCCUGUCUAUUCCGUGACUAAGCCAUCUAAUACAACGGAUAAGAUAGGCAAAAAUGGUACAGUUUCUGCAUCACCUUUCGAUUCAAAUGAAAUCGUUACAAAUGAUUAUUCCGCAGCUGGUGUCAUAGCAUUGAAUGGUGACAAAAACGAGCAGAAGAAUCCAGAAAGAUUACCAAUGAUUGAUUGAGUGUUUCAUCAUGAGGAAUCAACAGCAAGCAGAAAUCUGUUGAUAAAAUUAAGCCAGUAAACCGGUAGAAUUAAAAUUUUUAUACAAUUUUUUAUCCUUUAAGAGCAUCCAAAUAGUCAAUAUAAAUCAGUUGGAUAUAAGGUAUUCAAAGUAAUUAAAAUCACUAUUUAAAAGUGAAAUAGUAAAGACGGGUAAAUCAUUCAAUUACAGUUUUCAUCACUUGCAAUUCUUAGUCUAAUUGCCUUGCUGAUAAUUGGUAAAUUAGACUGAUACUGUUUCUUAUGUUUAGUUGGUCAAAUGAUUUUGUUUUCAUAAGAUUUCCAAUCAAUAAAGAUUUGCAAAUGUAAUGUAAAACAUAUGAUUAAAGUAUUUUUGUGGUUGU